Messenger RNA from Abrus precatorius (Indian licorice), 2221 nucleotides. RefSeq names its product cytochrome P450 71D11-like. Lineage: Eukaryota; Viridiplantae; Streptophyta; Magnoliopsida; Fabales; Fabaceae. The coding region runs from base 301 to 1818 and encodes 505 amino acids. The transcript has 2 exons. Gene Ontology annotation, molecular function: monooxygenase activity; oxidoreductase activity, acting on paired donors, with incorporation or reduction of molecular oxygen; heme binding. The record is from RefSeq and is a predicted model, not a curated record.
ACCCCAGGUAGCAGCUGGGGAAACCACAAGAAAUUAUAGAAUAUCUCUGAUUUUUGUGUCAUUUCUAAAUUAAAACUAGACCUGUAUCUCCAUAAUCUGCGUAACAAGUGGAUAUUAGAAGUCCACUUACAAGUUAAUAAAACAAAACUUCAAUUUUAUUUCUCUUAUUUACAAAAAAAGAAAAAAUAUCAUGCACUAAACAGCAACACAAAAUCCCUAGUCUUUGGUUCUCCCUUCCUAACCACCAUGAAUCAUCUUUAUGAGGACUGUUAGAACACCUAACUGGUCAGUGUUAUCACCAUGGAUUCUCAAAUACUAAACUUGCUAGCCCUUAUACCCCUUUUCCUUUUCAUGAUUGUGGUACUAAAAUUAGGGAGGAACCAAAACAAAACUGAGUCACCUCCUAAUAUACCCCCCGGACCGUGGAAGGUGCCUAUUAUGGGAAACAUACCCCAUCUUGUUACAUCUACACCACACCGAAAGCUAAGAGACUUGGCCAAAAUAUAUGGGCCCUUGAUGCAUCUGCAACUUGGGGAGAUCUUCACAAUCAUUGUUUCCUCACCAGAGUAUGCUAAGGAGGUAAUGAAAACUCAUGAUGUCAUCUUUGCAUCAAGGCCUCAAACUCUAGCUUCAAAUAUGUUGUCCUAUGGAUCCACAAAUAUUAUUGGAGCACCUUAUGGAAAUUACUGGAGACAACUACGAAAGAUAUGCACAGUAGAGCUUUUCACCCAAAAACGUGUGAAUUCAUUCAAGCCACUAAGAGAAGAAGAGCUCACCAAUCUCAUCAAAAUUAUUGAUUCACAUAAUGGGUCACCCGUCAAUCUCACUGAAGCAAUACUAUUAUCAAUGUACAAUAUCAUUUCAAGAGCUGCCUUUGGCAUGAAAUGCAAAGAUCAAGAAGAAUUCAUAUCAGUGGUGAAAGAAGGAGUAACAGUUGCAGCAGGUUUUAACAUAGGAGAUCUCUUUCCUUCUGCUAAAUGGCUUCAACUUGUCACUGGUUUGAGGCCUAAGCUUGAGAAGUUGCAUCGAAAAAUUGAUCAGAUACUUGAAGACAUCAUCGUUGAACAUAAAGAAGCAAAGUCAAAAGCCAAAGAAGGCCAAGGUGAAGCAGAGGAAGACUUGGUAGAUGUUCUCCUAAAAUUCCAGGAUGGUAACCAGGAUAUUUGCUUAACAAUAAAAAAUGUCAAGGCUAUAAUCCUGGACAUAUUUGGUGCUGGAGGAGAGACAUCAGCAACUACAAUAAAUUGGGCAAUGGCAGAGAUGGUAAGGGAUCCAAGAGUAAUGAAGAAAGCACAAGUUGAGGUGAGAGAGGUAUUCAAUAUGAAAGGAAUGGUUGAUGAAAUUUGCAUUGACGAACUCAAAUAUUUGAAAUCAGUUGUCAAAGAGACCUUAAGGCUACACCCUCCAGCUCCUCUUCUAAUUCCAAGAGAAAAUGGACAAGCAUGUGAGAUUCAUGGUUAUCACAUACCUAUCAAAAGCAAGAUAUUUGUAAAUGCUUGGGCAAUUGGAAGAGAUCCAAACUUCUGGACUGAACCAGAGAGGUUUUAUCCAGAGAGAUUCAUUGAUAGUUCUAUUGAUUACAAGGGGAAUAAUUUUGAGUACAUUCCAUUUGGUGCUGGAAGAAGAAUAUGUCCAGGCAGCACAUUUGGUUUAAUAAAUGUUGAGUUGGCCCUUGCAUUUUUGUUGUAUCACUUUGAUUGGAAGCUUCCAAAUGGAAUGGAAAGUGAGGAGUUGGACAUGACUGAGGAAUUCGGAGUGACUGUUAGAAGAAAAGAUGAUCUAUACUUGAUACCUAUUUCUUCUUACCCUUUUCAAUAAGACAAUUACAGUCUAAGCAAAAGCUAUAUAACCUUUGAAUUUGUAAUUUACCCAUUUAGUACUGAAAUAAGGCUUGGUUUAUCUUCGUUGGUUUUUGAAUUGAAAAGUUUAUGAUGCAUCAAAAUUCAGUGACAAUCAUGUUAAGGACCUUUAUGCUAACAAGAGAAAUUUAGUUGCAACAAAUUGCCAUGUUGCGUUAUAAGAUUAAAUGGGGAACACACUACAAGGAAAUAUGUGCAGCAAAAGGAAAAUGAAUAUUUUAAUGAGGGUUGAGAAAGGUCGCAUUGGUGUGAAUGAUUCUUUUUUUUUUUCUUGGUACUCUUUUCCCCUCUCCUUUUAGUGUAUCCUCUUCAUAUUUCACUACUCUGAUCUCUUAUUCUCUGACUCACUUUAGCAAGUUUAU